AUGUUCCACUCACAUGGGGGGCCCUAUAGGGCCCCUUCCUUGGAUUAUCUUGACUUCGGCUCGAGAAACAUCGAACUACCUGCUCACGAAACAGGCCAGAGGGUGGCUCAGGUGACAGUCAGAAGGGGACAGGCAUCAGCUGGCCGCGGGGCACCGCCCUCAAGAGGCCCAGGAGCGCACGCCCAGCCUGACAGCAACAAUACUGUGCAUAAUCUUUUGGAGGAUCUACUAGUUCGCGGCCUUCCGGUAACACUAGGGGUGCAUCCAGGGUCUCCCGAAGGACCGUCGCUUGGCCUUAAGCAGGAAGGCGUUGUGCUGUAUUUGCCCCUGGUGAGAGAGUGCCAGGGGCCCCCAAAGCUGCACGUACACGUAAACCGGAGUGAUGCCCCAGGAAUCCAGCCUCUUCAGGUCUGUCUAUCGAGCUCGACAGUCUCCUUCUGUACAGAGUGGGGAGCAUCCAGCGGCGGGGCUGCACCUGAUGAGACCGCACGACGCCGCAAGCUUGGCGAAGCACUGCCUGCAGGAUACUCCUCGUCGGCAGUGGCGAGCACUGCAAGCCACAUAACAGAGCCCGCAGCAGCCGGCUCUUGUAUUGUCCAGUUAAUAUCUUCUUGCGGGUCUCUCCUUUGCUUUAAAGCUGACCCGAUGGCCCCACUGGAGAAUCAACUUGCCCAUGACGUCCUCUGCAUCUUCAGGGCAUUUGACUUCGAUACCAUAAGGCUGUAUAGCUGCCUCUGUGCUGCUGUAAAGGAGGCACCAGCCCACAGUCAGUUUGAGGAAAUCCUCGAUUCUUUGCCUCUCUUCGCCUUGAAAAAGGGGUGGGAGGAUGGUGUCAGAGAGCGGCAUGCACUUAUCUCCGCCUUCCGCCGGUUUGUGUUUUCGACAAAAGAGAAAGGCCCUGGGAUCGUCUCUGGGAUCGUUUCUGCAGUCGAGUGUCCCAGUGAAGGUUCUUCGCUGGGCCUUGACACCACUGUCCCUUCCGAAGCAACCGUUGCCGGUGCUUCUGCGUGCGGGGAAGCAGCGGAGCGCUGCGCAAAGACGAGGCAAGACAAGCUCAACAUUAUUCACCACUUACUCGAAGGGGAGAAGGCCUUGGCAGGAGGCCCGGCACACCACUGUGCCUCACGGAGCCCUCAAAAAACAAAAGCCCUUAACCCACACGCGGCCCCGUUUGUUCCAAGAGCUCCCUUUUCAGCAUCAGCGAAUCCCUGGGGAUCGGCGGCCCACAAACCUACCCUAGGUGCGGAGUGUCCCGUUGAGGGUUCCUCGGCAGCAGCAGCAGUAGCAGCAGCGGACACCCCACGAAUGCCAGCAGAACCAAACAAAGCAGCUGCAAUAACCGCAGCUAAUGACCCUAGUCUUAUACAGCACUUCGAUGCAUUCAAGGAUUCUCGACUGGCUCGCCAAGGUGCGUUUUCUCCUGUGCAAGAGGAGGGAAAUAGACCACAGCCACCGCUCCAGCAGGGGGUGAAGGAGUCUCAACAGCAGCAGCACGUACUCCAGAGCACACCAUGGAAGCGCCGGCCGCAUUCAGCCCCUUCAAGGAGUGCUGGGUCGGCGGCAUCAGCUGCAAAAGCCUUUCCCAGGAAGUGUCAAUACACUUUAUCUGCUAUGCUAGGGCAGUUGCCCCUUGUGUCCCGAGGCCUGCUAACUACGACAUUUUCUGCGCGCCUCCCCCACCACCUCAUCCUCGUCGAGAAGGGGAUUCUCUACACCAUCGACGAUUUUCUCAGCAGCAGCCAAAGAGGGGGCAGCCACCCGGCUGUUCAGGAGGCUCCUGGGAUGGGUUCCCGAAUGCUGGACCCCUUCUGCCUCUCCCCAGGACAGCACCGUCUGGGCCCCCUCUCCUACCCACCCCAAGAGGCCCCCCAAUCGCCGCGGUGCCCUUUCAGAAACUCGACCAGCGUGGAUUGCUCACUGGCUACUGGGGCCCUAGUGGACCAGGGCCCACAGGAGCAACAAUCCAUACUGGAGUCCCUUGGAUCCCAGGGUCCCCUAGGACUUUAG
Molecule: messenger RNA, 2007 nt
Organism: Eimeria maxima
Lineage: Eukaryota; Apicomplexa; Conoidasida; Eucoccidiorida; Eimeriidae
Exons: 8
Coding region: 1-2007 (668 amino acids)
Source: RefSeq, a predicted model, not a curated record